AAAAAGAAAAAAAAAGGCGGGGGGGGCCUUGUCCCACCUAUGUCCAUCUUGUUUAGGAACAGUUUGGCGCUUAGGUAAAUGUAGCCAGCAGAUUCCAAGGGGAUUUGGCCCCGCCGCUAACUCGGGGGAAAAGCCACGGCGGGGCCGCAUCCUGCUGGGAAAAAUGCAUGGCCCUUUAUUUGGGGCGGGGAGGCGCGGCCGGGCGGCCGGGCUGGGGGCUUUGCAGCGCGAUGCAGCUGCUGUGAAUGUGCAUUCGGUUGAGGGCGGUUAGCCAUUAGCCGAGCUCCAUAGCGGUGAAUUGUGGGAUGCCUGAGAAGCAAGCAGAAAGCACACACACAAUAUGUGUUGGCUCGCAAAAAAAAAAAGAAAGAGCGAGCGAGCGAGGAGGCAGGAGGCUUUCAAAACCCAUGUAAUGUAGCCAGCCCAAUGUGAGAAGAGGAGCUCGCCUUUCGCGGCCAGGAGACUGUCGGGCACCGAACAGCGAUGUCUUUCAAAGAGAUCAAGGCAGGAGAAAAAGCCAAGCACCCCGAAGACCAUGGCAAAAAGCAGAGUUCAAGUUGGAUCAACGGAAUGGAGAGCAGCUCCCAAGCAAGCACCUCUGCCGAGAAAAAAAACCACCAUUGGAAAAGUUACAAGUUGAUUAUUGACCCAGCUCUGAAAAAAGGACAGCACAAACUCUAUCGUUACGAUGGGCAGCAUUUUAGCAUUCCUAACCCGGGUCUUGCCCCAGUGGAUUGUGUCAGAGAUCCAAGGAUAGGGCGAAUAUGGACCAAAACGAAAGAGCUGGAACUCUCUGUCCCUAAAUUUAAGAUCGAUGAGUUUUACGUGGGGCCGGUUCCUCCCAAACAAGUCACUUUUGCCAAGUUGAAUGACAACAUCCGUGAAAACUUCCUGGCCGACAUGUGCAAAAAAUACGGUGAAGUGGAAGAAGUGGAGAUCCUCUACAACCCUAAAAACAAGAAGCACCUGGGAAUUGCCAAAGUGAUCUUUGCCACAGUCAAAGGAGCCCGGGAUGCAGUGCAGCAUCUACACAACACAUCGGUCAUGGGCAACAUCAUCCACGUGGAGCUGGAUACGAAAGGUGAAAAGCGCAUGCAUUUCUAUCAACUUCUUGUGAAUGGACUCUACACUCCUCAGACUCUACCUGUGGAGAAUGAGCCGGAUGUAUCGCCCACCGUGAAUGAAACUGCGCAGCUGGCUGAAACUCUGAAACAAUUAAAAGACAACAGUGCUUCUUCUGUGGGAUCAUCAGCUACCCCAAACAGUGGUACCCCAUUUUCCCAUGAUACCGCCUUUUCCAGUUGUCGGCAAGAUACCCCAAACUCUUACAGCCAAUUCACUCCUCAGUCCCAAGGAACCCCUCUUACCCCACGGCUGGGGACUCCAUUUUCCCAAGAUUCUGCGUACUCUAGUCGUCAGACAACACCUGCAUACCACUUUAGUCAGGACUCUGGGUAUAAACCCAGAAGACACGAAACAAAAUUUACAGAUGCUUAUAACAGACGCCCAGGCCACCAUUAUGUUCAUAAUUCAGCUGGUGUUUUCCGAGGGUCAGAACAUCAGUUCAGUGCAUUCAAAUCCCACCCUCAAGAGGCGCUGCAAUUUUCCCACACUCCUCCUUUGAGCCACACAGGUUCUUCAACUUUCAAGUCCGCUUUCUCCCCAUACCAGGCACCCACAACGUUUCCCCAGCCUGAAGAGCCGCAGUAUCCCCAAACGUCCAGAGAUGCUGAGUACCGUCGGCCGCCACCAACGCCAACGGAGAUGGCAGUUGAAAGCAGCGCCACUGCCACUGUUGACUUUGUUCCUGUGAAGGACAAACCUGAGGAGCCCCCAGCUCCACCUGAGCCCAACAGUCUCAAUGAACCACCUGUGGUACCCUUCACACAGACUCCAGAAAGGAGCGAGACCCCAGGCACCCCAACCACAGAAUCUGAAAUUCAGCACAACAGUUUGGACUCAAGAAUUGAGAUGCUCUUAAAAGAGCAGAGAACAAAGCUAUAUUUUCUCAAUGAGCAUGACUCGGACAAUGAGAUUAGAAUGGAAGGUAGCCCCAUCUCCUCCUCCUCCUCCCAGCUUUCUCCAAUUGCAACAUUUGGUUCCAACUCUCAGCCCAACUACAGAGCACAAACCCCUUCCUCACGUCCUUCCAGCACAGGCUUGGAGGACAUUAGUCCAACACCAUUGCCGGAUUCUGACGACGAUGAGCCAAUUCUUGGAGUAACUUCUCUCUCUCAGAAUUCGAAAGGAAUGCCUGAUGCUAGCCUGACUCCCCUUGACCAGCUGAGUAGGACUUCCAAAACGGAGUCCUCUGAACCUAAAGAAAUGUUGCCUGAUAACGAUAGUCCAAUUCCAGAAAAAAUGGAAGAGUGUCAUCAGUCUUCAGGGGAAGACAUGGAGAUCUCCGAUGAUGAAAUGAACCAAUCUCCAAGCACAGAAUGUGCCAAAAACAUUGUGGUGAAUACCUCUGUUGGCAACUCAGCUGUGAUGACUCCCUCAAUUCCUAUGCCUCCCCAUGGUUUUCCUCCCCUGCCUCCCCCACCCCCACCCCAGCCGGUCUUCCCAAUGCCCCCUCCUCCGCCUCUCCCUCCCCCGCCUCCCCCAACUCACCCCGCAGUUACUGUCCCACCUCCUCCCCUCCCAGCGCCUCCUGGGGUCCCACCCCCUCAUAUCUUGCCUCCACUUCCUCCAUUCCAUCCUGGGAUGUUUCCCCUCAUGCAAGUAGAUAUGAUCAGUGUCUUGGGCAACCAAUGGGGAGGCAUGUCAAUGUCUUUUCAAAUGCAAACCCAAAUGCUGAGCCGCUUGAUGCAAGGGCAGAACACUUACCAGUACCCCCCAUUCAUGGGGAACCGGAUGCAGUUUGUGAACCUUCCUCCCUACCGGCACUUUUCCAUGGGAGCAGCUAUCAACCGUGGGCAGCAGUGGCCCCCGUUGCCCAAGUUUGACCCCUCGGUUCCUCCUCCGGGUUACCAGCCCAAGAAGGAAGAUCCUCAUAAGGCCACUGUCGAUGGUGUCCUCUUGGUGAUUGUGAAGGAACUUAAAGCAAUAAUGAAGAGGGAUUUAAACCGGAAGAUGGUGGAGGUGGUGGCCUUCAGGGCAUUUGAUGACUGGUGGGACAAGAAAGAGCGUCUGGCAAAGGCAUCACUUACUCCAGUAAAAUCUGGAGAACAUAAAGAUGAGGAGAAGCCAAAACCAAAGGACCGCAUCACAUCUUGUCUUCUGGAGAACUGGAACAAAGGAGAAGGUCUGGGCUACGAGGGGAUCGGCUUGGGCAUUGGGUUACGCGGGGCCAUCCGGUUGCCAUCUUUCAAGGUGAAGAGAAAGGAGCCACCUGAAGCUGCCUCAGCUGGAGACCAGAAGAGAAUCCGUCCCUCUACUUCGGUAGAUGAUGAAGAUGAAGAAUCAGAACGAGAUCGAGACCUGCCGGAUGCAGCCUCAGACCUCUCCAAGAAAGAUGGCGAAGUGGUCGGCCUCAGGAGGAGACCCGGAAGGCCGCUGGAACUAGACAGUGAAGGAGAGGAGGAGGAUUCAGGCAAGGAGGAGGAAUCCUCUUCCGAAAAGGAGGCCGAGCAGGAGGAAGAGGAAGGGGAAGGGGUGAUAAAAUCUGUUUCUGACAAGGAACAGGAGGAAGACCUCAAUGAAGAGGAAGGAGAGGAAGAGGAUGAAGACGAUGAUGAUGAUGAAGAGGUUGAAGCAGAAACAAGUGGAAAGGAAGAGGAACAAGAUUCUGAAGAAGAAGAUGUAGGAAGUCCUGCCUCCUCUGGAGCAGAGAUUGAGUCAUCUGAUGAAAGUGAGGAAUCCUCAGAAUUUGGGACAAGCUCUGAUUCUGAUGAAGAAGAGGAGGAGGAGGAGGAGGAGGAGGAAGGGGAAGAGGAAGAGGACUAUGAGGAGCAGGUGGAAGAUGAAGAAAGAGUGUCUCUACAGCAAGAAACAGAAGCCCUGCCUACCCAGCUGGCUCCUGAGUCUCUCACUCAAGAGGUUGAAGACGAUGAUCAGAAGGAGACCAUCCUGGAACUGUUUCCAGUGGAUGAUUACAUUGAAGGGACUCCUCUAGUUCUUCCGGAGCCUUUGAUGCCAGGAGGAGAGGAGCAGAAGGAAGAAGUCGAGCAUGCAGAGGAGGAAAGUGGGGAACUCCUCCAGCAAUCUGUGGCUGAAGUGCUGGUGGUGAUUGAGAGACCCCAUGAGGAGAAGCUGCAGGUGUCACCAGUGCGCAUGCCAGAGGAGGAGUCUGAACCUGAUGUUGAGCUGGAGCCGGAGGCGCUAGUCAGCCCACAGCCAGAGAGUCAGGAUGAAGAACACCUCUGUCCACCAAUGCCGGUGGGGAUUUUUGGAGACAUUUUGGCCAGCAGUACCUCCUUUUUCACCAAGCCGGACAAUAACGUUUCUGAAGCCCCAGCAAAAAGCCGACAGUCCCGCUCAGCCGAGGAAGAGGACCGUCUCCCUUGGACUCCCGGGGGGGAGCGACAGGCUCACUUGGAGUCUCCUGGGCUUCCGCUCAGUGCGGUGCCACCCUCUUCGCUUCCCCUCCCCUCGGUCACAUCUGGUAAAGAGGAGCCGUUCCUCCUUCCAGAGCAGUUCCCAGAUCAGUUAAGCAUGACCAAACCAGCCCUGGAAGAAGAGCUCCCUCGGACUCCUGGACGGGACAUUGCAGCCAAGUGCUCUCACACUUUCUCCAAGUCCCAGAGCACUGACACGGUCCCAGCCACCCCUGGCAAUGACGCUCCUCUCACAGGAAGCAGCUUGACCUUAAGUUCCCCGCAGGUCCCAGGAAGCCCCUUUUCCUACCCAUCCCAGUCCCCCGGGAUCAACAGUGGCGGCAUUCCUCGGACUCCUGGGAGGGAUUUCACUUUCACCCCGACUUUCCCAGAGCCUGGUGCUACCCUUCCUUGCCUGUCGUCAGGCAGGAAGCCCUCUGAAGAUGAACCUGAUGAGAAAGUCUUUAAAGAACCUCUUGGUGCUUCCUUACUGGCUGGCAUGAACAGUGUUCCCUCCCCCAUUCCCUUUGCCAGUCCACCUGUCCCAGCUUUCCUUGCACAUCUCGACUUGCCCCCUAGCCAGCCAGUCCCUCUUGCUGCUCUCCCUAGCUUUUCUGUGGACUCAAAGGUGCCUCUAGAGGAGUACACCACAGAGGCACGGCCCCUUUUGCCCUACCCAGAAGUCUCUGUGGCUUCCCCUCCUCUCCUGCCUACGCCUCCCUCUUCUGUCUUGCCCAUCAAAAGGAAACCAGGGCGGCCGAAACGAUCCUCUCCUUUAGGCCCUAUGUUGGAUGCCUAUUCUGGCAAGCCCAUUGAGCCUCCUCUUCUUCCAAUCCCAGUUGUCUUGACUGAAAGUGCUGUGAGCAAAGAUUUGUUGAGUAGCCACCCAGAGGCUUUCUACGCCCUGAAAGAUCCGGAAGCAGUGACCCUGGAUUUCCGGAAUGAAGGCUUCCAUGACAAGCUCACCCCAGAUGUUCUAGCUGAGAAGCUUCCCUUUAAGGAGCUGGAGAACCAGUGGAACGAGGACUUGAAAGAGGAAGAGGCCUACCUGAAAUCCAAAAGGCAGUGGAGGAGACAGAAAAAGAGGCCAGAGGACUUUCCAACAAUUCCUUCCCCUGAGUAUUCCCCUCACCAGUAUCACUUCAGGCCCCGCUCUGAGUUUGAGGAGAUGACCAUUUUAUAUGACAUUUGGAAUGGGGGUAUUGACGAAGAGGAUAUCCAUUUCCUGUGUGUUACAUACGAUCACUUGCUGCAGCAAGACAAUGGCAUGGACUGGCUCAAUGAUACCCUUUGGGUAUACCAUCCUCCAACCAGCUUUUCUACUCCAAAGAAGAAAAAACGGGAUGAUGGAAUGCGGGAGCACAUCACAGGCUGUGCCCGCAGUGAAGGCUACUACAAGAUCGACAAGAAGGACAAACUGAAAUACCUCAAUAACAGCCGUGCAUUUGCAGAGGAGCCUCCUACAGACACGCAGGGAAUGAGCAUCCCUGCCCAGGUGCAUGUUUCCACCCGGGCUGGCUCCGAGAGGAGGUCCGAGCAACGCAGGCUUCUGUCCUCCCUACCCGGCAGUUGCGACAGUGACUUGCUCAAAUUCAACCAGCUCAAGGUAAGUUUCCGGAAGAAAAAGCUAAAAUUCUGCAAGAGUCACAUUCACGACUGGGGACUCUUUGCAAUGGAGCCCAUUGCUGCUGACGAGAUGGUGAUUGAGUACGUGGGGCAGAAUAUCCGGCAGGUAAUUGCUGACAUGCGAGAGAAGCGGUAUGAGGACGAAGGCAUUGGCAGCAGUUACAUGUUCAGGGUUGACCACGACACGAUUAUAGAUGCAACCAAGUGUGGAAACUUCGCCAGGUUUAUUAACCACAGUUGCAACCCAAACUGCUACGCUAAAGUCAUCACAGUGGAAUCUCAAAAGAAGAUUGUCAUCUACUCGAAGCAGUACAUCAAUGUGAAUGAGGAAAUUACAUACGACUACAAAUUUCCCAUUGAGGAUGUAAAGAUCCCCUGUUUGUGUGGCUCGGAGAACUGCAGAGGGACCCUGAAUUAAAGCCCAAGGUUUUUGCCGCAUGGUGGCUGUGUCCAAACUGUGGUAGCCGAGGGUGGUUGCACUUUUGCCAAAAAAAGAAAAGAAAAAAAGUAAGAAAAAAGAGAGAUGAGGUGGAAGAAGGAAAAUGAGGAAGAGACAGGGGAACCUAUAUGGCACUUUCUAUCCUUCUGUCAGGAGAAGUGCAAAUUGAAGACACGCACACUAGGACUCUUCAAGCUGCAGGUGCUUUUCAUCUUCAGAUUCACAACCCCCCCUCUCUCCGCCCCUUGUGAUAGUUCCCAUUACUCAGUGGCACCAUAAUCAAAACACUCUCUCUCUUCUCCCCACCUCCUGCCCUGCUCGCUCCUUUAUGGUGUCGCUCUCAUGGUAGAGCAAGGUACCCUUAUUCUCCUUUAACACGUUCCUCUCUCCAUAAAAUGCUGCUACCUUUUA
Messenger RNA from Lacerta agilis (Sand lizard), 6951 nucleotides. It is a transcript of the gene SETD1B, whose product is annotated as SET domain containing 1B, histone lysine methyltransferase. Gene Ontology annotation, cellular component: Set1C/COMPASS complex. NCBI's taxonomy places the organism in Eukaryota, Metazoa, Chordata, Lepidosauria, Squamata, Lacertidae. Gene Ontology annotation, molecular function: RNA binding; protein binding; histone H3K4 methyltransferase activity. Bases 484 to 6519 code for a protein of 2011 amino acids. The record is from RefSeq and is a predicted model, not a curated record. The transcript is spliced from 18 exons.